AUGGUGUUGGUGUUUAAGCAGCACCGCUGCACACACUCUGCGAGCUGCGUUUGCAUCAAGGGCCACCUCAGUGAGGAUGCUCUGUACCUCGUCUUCCGCCACAUGAACUGGAACCCGAGGCUGAUUGCUAUAUUGUCAUGUGUGUGCAAGUGGUUUGACGAGGUUGCCAAGCAGGUGCUGUGGAAGGAGUUCUGUAAUGCAAGGGCUCCAAAGAUGAUGCUGGAUUUGCAUUCAGGUGGCAGCCACAUUGUUGAUGGGAACUGGAAAGCGCUGGGGAAGCUGCUCAUCUAUUGCAACGGCUGCCCAAAGGGGGGACUGUUUAAUAACAUCCAUGUUCCAGGCCAUUUUGUGUUCAGGACACGCUUUUCUAGGACUGCGGGCAGGAGUUUCCUGCCUCUGCCAUGCAAGUCGGACGUCCUGUAUGUGUCAGAUCCAUGCGAGCAUCUUGAUCAGGGGGAUGAAGGCGACUUGGGUUUCUUCCGAGGCAUCUUUAAGUCAUUCGCCACUUCAAGGGUAAAGAAGAUGUUGAUUGAGAAGCAGGCUAAGUUUCAUCCAACGGAGUCGUGCCCUUAUUGUAAGGCCAAGCUAUGGAACAUGUUCCAGGAAAAUAUGAUUCAAGGGAGUGCUUCCGCUAGGCUGGGUGCCUAUGAUGAUUCUGUCGAGUAUUUUGUAUGCCUGAAUGGACAUGUUAUUGGACUUGGUACCCUGCUACCACUCUCGGAUUCGGAGGAGGCAGCAGAUGAGUAA
Miscanthus lutarioriparius is the source of this 747-nucleotide messenger RNA. The record is from the annotation of a GenBank genome assembly. Lineage: Eukaryota; Viridiplantae; Streptophyta; Magnoliopsida; Poales; Poaceae.